AUGAUGCGCCUCAUAUUGACUGCGACGGCCAUAAUAACCGGCUCGUCGGUAGUCUAUUUCUACGUCUUCCAUCAACGCUUGGCAUCCACGAUCCAGCACAAGGCCCACAGAGGAACCCUCACAGCCUCAACCAACCCAACAGGAAUAGAGUCAAUUCCUGAUGCGGUUUUCACGGAUCAGUAUUUCACAAUCGCGGAUAGUUCAUCCAAAUCCGUCCUGAGAGCUUGUCUCCCCGAAAAUGAGUCAACAGAGCAGCUGUUCAAAAGACUAGUGCGCCGCAACAUGACGGCAUUCUCCCGCUUCCCGCAGGCUCUCAUGCUGAAGAUGGCCCUCAGGACUCCAGAAGAAAAACACAGUUUCAAAAGGUCUCACAUUUCUUGUCUGGAUUUCAAGGAAGGCGAUCUUGCCUGUGGGAUUUACCGAGUCAAACUUCGCAAAGAGAAUAGAGUCGAGUUUGAGAUGCAAAUGAAGACAAUGGAUUUUGUAAAUGGGCGGCUGGCAAUCAGCUGCCAAGAAAAAGAAGAUUCGAUCGUGUUUAGAAGCGAGACGGUUAUGUGGAGGAAAGCAGACGAGUCUCGCAUCAUGCCGUUGGAACGACCGGCCAUAAGAUGGAUGCAUGAGACUGCGAUGAUGUGGUUGAUUGACUCUGGAGCUCGGUAUCUGAUGGAUUUAGAGACCUAA
Molecule: messenger RNA, 681 nt
Organism: Penicillium antarcticum
Lineage: Eukaryota; Fungi; Ascomycota; Eurotiomycetes; Eurotiales; Aspergillaceae
Exons: 1
Coding region: 1-681 (226 amino acids)
Source: RefSeq, a predicted model, not a curated record